CUAAUCCCUCUUAAUUUUCCUCUCCAAAAUUUCCAACUCUUUCAUUCUCUCUCCAAUUUUCAAACCAAUCCCUUACCCUAAUUCCACACUGAAAAUGCUGGAACUCAGGCUGGUGCAGGGUAGCCUGUUGAAGAAGGUUCUGGAGGCCAUAAAGGAUCUAGUGACCGAUGCCAAUUUCGAUUGUUCGGCAACGGGAUUCUCACUGCAGGCAAUGGACAGCAGCCAUGUGGCGCUGGUGUCUUUACUUCUCAGAUCUGAAGGAUUUGAGCAUUACCGAUGUGACCGGAACAUCUCCAUGGGAAUGAACCUCAACAACAUGGCUAAAAUGCUCAAGUGUGCUGGCAACGAUGAUAUUAUCACUCUCAAGGCUGACGAUGGCAGUGACACUGUCACCUUUAUGUUUGAAAGCCCCACCCAAGAUAAGAUUUCAGAUUUUGAGAUGAAGCUCAUGGAUGUUGAUAGUGAACAUCUUGGGAUCCCUGAAGCUGAGUACCAUGCUAUAGUUAGGAUGCCUUCCACUGAGUUUGCAAGAAUUUGUAAAGAUCUCAGCAGCAUUGGUGACACAGUUGUUAUCUCUGUCACAAAAGAAGGUGUAAAAUUCUCUACAAGUGGUGAUAUUGGAACAGCCAAUGUUGUGUGCAGGCAAAACACCACUGUUGACAAGCCGGAGGAUGCAACAAUUGUAGAGAUGAAUGAACCAGUUUCCUUGACUUUUGCUUUGAGGUACUUCAAUUCCUUCACCAAGGGAACUCCAUUGUCAAAUACAGUUACUAUAAGUUUGUCUUCAGAGCUUCCAGUAGUAGUAGAAUACAAGAUUGCGGAGAUGGGUCAUCUCAGGUUCUACUUGGCACCUAAGAUAGAGGAGGAUGAUGAAGAGAAAUAACCUCUCGAGUUUAUCGUUAUGCAUCUAAGCAUCUUUCAUCUCUUAUUAGUUAGAACCCUUAUUUAUGUUCCCUUCUCUUUUUAAUUUUAUUUUGUUUUUCGAGUAUUAAACUUCGAUACAAAUGUACGUCUACUGUGUUAUUGCUUACAACUUUGCAUCUCGACUGCAUAUCAUUUUUCUCUUGCUAAAGGGUUCAUUAGUUCAUUAUGUUGGCAAAAUUGUUCUAAA
Messenger RNA from Olea europaea var. sylvestris, 1111 nucleotides. Its product is annotated as proliferating cell nuclear antigen. Gene Ontology annotation, molecular function: DNA binding; DNA polymerase processivity factor activity. NCBI's taxonomy places the organism in Eukaryota, Viridiplantae, Streptophyta, Magnoliopsida, Lamiales, Oleaceae. The coding region runs from base 95 to 883 and encodes 262 amino acids. The record is from RefSeq and is a predicted model, not a curated record. The transcript has 4 exons. Gene Ontology annotation, biological process: regulation of DNA replication; leading strand elongation; translesion synthesis. Gene Ontology annotation, cellular component: PCNA complex.